This is a messenger RNA of Helobdella robusta, 1461 nucleotides long. RefSeq lists its product as hypothetical. The transcript has 9 exons. Bases 1 to 1461 code for a protein of 486 amino acids. The record is from RefSeq and is a predicted model, not a curated record. NCBI's taxonomy places the organism in Eukaryota, Metazoa, Annelida, Clitellata, Rhynchobdellida, Glossiphoniidae.
AUGUGUGAAACAAUGAUUUCGGACUUAGAAAAUAAACAAAUUUCAAAGAAAAUUGGACCGGAAAGAUCAGAGGAGAUCGAAAAUCAGGCUGAAACUUUGAAUUCCAUUAAAGAAAAUGUUAAUGAGCUAGAACAAUUCACAAUUUAUCAGAAGGCUACAACCAGGUGCGGUACGUUUGUACAACAACUUAAAAGUUGUAGCAAAAGAACAGAUUUGAACAACGUAAUAAACAAAGCUAGAAGUAAACUAGCUGUGGAUAAUCGCAAUAAAUGUGAAUCUAACAGUGUAAAAACUAAGUUAAAUAAAUGUGAACCUAAUAAAAUAAUUGAUGUCGAUGAUAUUACUAUGGUUUCACGUAAAAAAAAGAUCUACACCGUUGCCAAAUUAUAUAUUGGGUUUUCUGAAACCCAAGGGCUUGAAAAUUUUGAUUCGGAAAAAAUUUUUUCAAAGCAAGCAGGGAAGCAUUUGAAAGAAAGACAGGCACCAAUGACCAUCCGGCCUCGACCUUACAAUGACCAAGUGAAAAAUUAUUUAUACGCUGAGCUAGUUUUAACAACUAAAUACAUUUUUUACGUUGGGAAAGCAUUUAACAUUGAUCACAGAAUCACGCUUUGUGAAUUUUGUGUAGACAACAGAAACAUAGGCAACUGCAACAUAGACAGCUGCAACAUAGACCACUACAACAUAAACAACUGCAAGAUAGACAGCUGCAACAUAGACAGCUGCAAAAUAGACAACAACAACCGCUACAACAACGUCAACUAUUACUAUGACUUCUGCAACUACUACAACCACACGAAAGCUCAGACACACAAGCUUAUAGGUCAGCAUAAAUUUAUACAGAAGUCAUGUCGGAGUUUUGAGGUUGUGGUAACCAUGCAUCUACAAGAUGAUAUCCUAAAUGAUCACACAGUUCUACAUAAGAAACAUUCCCAUCGAAGACAAUCGGCUCGGUUGCUAGAUAAUGGAUCGUACGACAACGCUGAACAGAGGCUAGCAAAAAUACUAGAUAUUUUGCAUUAUUGGACAAUAUCAGGACAAAUAAACAUCAAGCCAAUUCAAAAACAUAAGAACAUAACGUUGGAGGAUAUCUCAAUGUUGGAUGAUACUACAAUGCUGGAUGAUGCUACAAUUUCGGAUGAUACCAUAAUGUUGGAUGAUACUACAAUUUUGGAUGAUACUACAAUGUUUGAUGAUACUACAAUGUUGGAUAACACCUUAAUGUUGAAUGAUAUCAUGUUGGAUAUUACAAAAUUGGGUACCGAUUCAUUGGACGUUUCAAAAAUGUUGUAUGACACCAUAAUGUUGCGAGAUGUCAUGGAGUUGGAUGGCUACAUAGACUCGGAUGAUAUUAUAAAACUAAAAACACACGUGCAAACACAUGCGCAGACAGCACAGCACACGGACAGACGAAAGUGUAGAUGUGGGCAUAAACAUGGAACAUGUGUGCGGGGCAUUUAA